AUGAGGUUGAACAAGGUGUCUGAAGCUGAGCACUGGUACUUGGAGUCCCUGAGAUCAAAGACUGACCACAUCCCAGCACAUCUUACUUAUGGCAAGCUACUGACCUUGACGGGACGUAAAAGUGAAGCUGAGCGUUACUUUUUAAAAGCAAUACAGCUGGAUCCCACCAAAGGAAACUGUUACAUGCAUUAUGGACAAUUCUUAUUGGAAGAAGGGCGAGUCCUAGAAGCUGCAGAAAUGGCAAAGAAGGCUGCGGAGCUUGAAAGUUCUGAAUUUGAUGUAGUUUUCAAUGCAGCCCACAUGCUCAGGCAAGCUAGUCUAAAUGAAGCAGCAGAAUCCUACUACAAAAUGGCAGCAGAACUGAGACCCAAUUAUCCUGCUGCCUUGAUGAAUCUGGGAGCUAUUCUUCAUCUCAAUGGCAAAUUGGAAGAGGCAGAAGCCAACUACCUCCGAGCUCUUCAGUUCAAACCAGAUGAUGUUAUAACCCAGUCCAAUCUUCGCAAACUGUGGAAUAUCAUGGAGAAACAAGGUCUAAAGACAUCAAAAACGUGA
Staurois parvus is the source of this 552-nucleotide messenger RNA. Lineage: Eukaryota; Metazoa; Chordata; Amphibia; Anura; Ranidae. The record is from the annotation of a GenBank genome assembly.